CAGCUUGGUCUUUCCUAUUUUUUUCCCUUCAAAAAAUUCCAUCCCUGAGACAACAGGUCAGGAUGAACAGAGCAGAAUUGGAUGCCUUUGGGCAGCUACCGUGAGAAGUCAACCUCACUACGUCUUCCCUUCCACUUCUAGAAGCCUGGAAAUCAGAAUCCAAGCCAUUGAGCGCUGACCUCAAACUGGGGCCAUGAAACUCCUAGCUAGGUGCUUUGGGCAUCCUCGGACGCCUUGGGUGUUCUUUCACCAAGCAAAGAGAUGUCUGGCUUCUUUGAUCCCCUCCUAUUACGAAGCGGUGAAUCGGGGUGACCAGGAAGUGCCCGAGUACUUCAACUUUGCAAGUGAUGUGGUGGACAAAUGGAUGCAAGAGGAAAAGGAUGGAAAGAGAGCUCACCACCCAGCCUUCUGGUGGGUCAACAGUCAGAACAAAGAGGUGAAGUGGAGCUUUGAGGAGCUAGCUUUCUUGUCCCGAAAAGCUGCCAAUGUUCUCUCUGGUCCGUGUGGCUUGCAAAGAAGGGACAAAGUUCUGAUCGUUCUGCCCCGCAUUCCAGAGUGGUGGCUGCUCGUACUGGCUUGUAUGCGAACAGGGAUUAUUUUUAUUCCUGGAACGCCUCAGUUAACAGCUAAAGACAUUUCCUAUAGAAUUAAAGCUUCCAAAGCCAAAGGCAUUGUUGUGGCCGAACAGUCUGUCGAUGCAGUGGAUUCAAUCAUAGCUGAAUGCAAAUUUCUGAAAACCAAGCUUGUUGUGUCCGAUAAAGGCCGAGCUGGCUGGCUGAAAUUCAGUGACUUAUUACAAGCAGCCUCUGGUGACCAUGAUUGUGUCAAGUCACGAAGUGAAGAGUUAAUGCUGAUCUACUUUACGAGCGGAAGCACCGGGUCGCCCAAAAUGGUGGAGCAUUGCCACAGUUAUGGCAUUGGAUUUACAUCCAGCAGCAGGCACUGGAUGAAUCUGUCUUCUUCAACUGUGUUCUGGAAUACCUCAGAUCCAGGAUGGGUGAAAACAGCUUGGAGCAGCUUAUUUGGCCCAUGGAUCCAUGGGUCAUGUGUCUUUGUACAUCAUCUAUCCCAGUUUGAACCAACAGUCAUAUUAAACACCCUGGCGAAGUAUCCAAUCACAACUUUAUGUACCGCUCCUACUGCAUUUCGGAUGAUGGUUCAGCACAAUGCCACCAGCUAUAAAUUCAGAAGCUUGAAGCACUGCGUGACUGGUGGAGAACCACUCAAUCCCGAAGUGUUUGAGCAAUGGAAGACUCAGACUGGAUUGGAGAUUUAUGAAGGAUACGGACAAACCGAAACGGUAACAAUCUGUGCGAAUGUCCAAGGAAUGAAAAUUAAGCCUGGCUCAAUGGGAAAAGCAUCUCCACCCUACGAUGUCCAGGUAAUUGAUGAUGAAGGAAAUAUUCAGCCCCCCGGAAAAGAAGGAGAUGUGGCCAUCAGAAUCAAACCCAAACGACCAUUCUGUCUUUUCUUGAAAUACACAGAUAACCCAGAAAAAACUGCAGCCACUGAAUGUGGGGAUUUUUACAUCACCGGAGACAGAGCGGUCAAAGAUGAAGAAGGCUAUUUUUGGUUUGUUGGGCGGUCCGACGACAUCAUCAAUUCUUCGGGAUAUCGCAUUGGCCCUUUUGAGGUGGAGAGUGCUUUGAUGGAACACCCAGCAGUGGUAGAAUCCGCUGUUGUCAGUAGCCCGGAUCCUAUUAGAGGAGAGGUAAGCUAGGCCCUUAUGCCAUCAAUUAGACAAUAG
Molecule: messenger RNA, 1747 nt
Organism: Pseudonaja textilis
Lineage: Eukaryota; Metazoa; Chordata; Lepidosauria; Squamata; Elapidae
Source: RefSeq, a predicted model, not a curated record